This is a messenger RNA of Micromonas pusilla CCMP1545, 1163 nucleotides long. RefSeq lists its product as uncharacterized. The record is from RefSeq and is a predicted model, not a curated record. The coding region runs from base 3 to 1163 and encodes 386 amino acids. NCBI's taxonomy places the organism in Eukaryota, Viridiplantae, Chlorophyta, Mamiellophyceae, Mamiellales, Mamiellaceae. Gene Ontology annotation, molecular function: RNA binding. The transcript is spliced from 2 exons.
AGAUGCUCUCGGAGGUGUUCAACAACGCGUUGGCGUCGCUCUCGCCGGAGGGCCCCGCGGUGCUCGGGGUGAACAUGUCCCCGGAUAACAAGUUCGCGUUCGUGGAGCUCCGCACGAUCGCGCUGAGCGACGCGGCGCAGCACCUGGACGGCAUCGAGCUGUGCGGGCGGAAUAUGAAGGUGGGACGGCCGAAAGGGUGGGUGGAUCCGUCGGCGGAGGCCAAGGCGACGGCGGCGGCGGCGGAGGCGCCGACGGUCGCCUCCGGCGUGAAGGCGACGACGUCCGCCGCCGCCGCCGCCGCCGCCGCGCCGGCGGCGGAUACCGUCGGACAAGGGCUUUUUCCGACACCGAACGACGACGCGGACGACCCCGCCAUGCAAAACGCGCGCGCGACGAUGCACAUGCGCGCGACGAGCGAACGCGACGCCACGAUGGCCAUCGCGGAGGUGAACACGCGGUUCCCCCCGACGCCGCUCGGCGUUCCCGCGCAGACGCUCACUCGGCGGUGCGUCCUCCUCGACGGCAUGGUCUCCAGCGGCGAGCUCUCGAGCCCGCGAUCGCGCGAGGAGUUUAAAGAGGAUCUCCGAGAGGAGUGCGCAAAGUGCGGCAUCAUCGACGCGAUGGUCGUGCCGCCGCCGCCGCGGGAAGCGAUAGACGCGGGCGAUCCCGGACGCGCGUACGUGUCGUUUCAGGCGGAGUGCAGCGCGCGCGCGGCGAAGGACAUGCUCAACGGACGGGUCUUCGACGGCCGCGUCGUCGCCGCGUCGCUCGCGUCCGACGCGGAGUUCGAGCGCGCGAGGAACGGCGAGUGGCUCCCGCCGCGGCCGCCGCCGGGCGAUCCGUCUCUGUGCGGCAUCCUUCGCGUGCGCGGGAUGCCGCCCGAGGCGACCAAGGCGGACGUCGUGAACUUCUUCUACGGGAUGGGCGCGGAAGAGGACAAGGUGAAGAUCAUCAUCGCGCCCGGGAUGGCGAACCUCGCGGGCAGCCAUCCCGGGGCGAUGUCCACGGGCGAGGCGUUCGUGGAGUUUAGCGGCGACGACGCGAACAUUCAGCAGGCGGCGCUGAAGGACCGCGCGGUGCUGGGGGGGAAGCCGGUGUCCGUGUUUCGGUCGUCGUUGGAGGAGGUGCAGAGAGUCGCGCUCAUGGGUCGGACGAUGAUUUGA